AUGUUUGAGGAGAAGCUGAUCGUAGGCAUAGCUUCGGCUUGCUCUACUCUCGCCAUCGUUGCUUGCUUGGUGGUCGUCCCCUCACUCUACAACACCAUCAACGAGGUGCAUGAUGAAGUCCUCGAUGGUGUUUCCGUUUUUCGUGUUGAGACUGACUCAGCUUGGACCGAAAUGAUGGACAUCCAAAUCACUGUAACACCACCAACGAAACCUCGUCAAAAUCCCUUUAAUUCGAUCUUCCGUCAGAAGAGACAAGACUUCUCCAGUUUGCCUGCUUGGUGCCAGUGCGAGCCGGUUAAACCGGUGUGUCCACCCGGACCUCCCGGACCACCUGGAACGCCAGGACAACCUGGACAACCUGGUCCACCCGGACCUCCAGGUGAAGACAACACUCUCACCUACGCUCCUCUCACUUGCCCACCAUUUGACCGCUCAUGUGUCAAGUGUCCUGCAGGAGCCGCUGGACCACCUGGACCUGAUGGACCGUCUGGGAAUCCUGGACCUGAUGGCUUGCCUGGUUCUGCUGGGACUCCCGGUCUCGAUGGACAGCCUGGACCUCAAGGACCACCCGGAGACGCCGGAGCUCCAGGAUCUCCCGGUGUUGACGGAGAGCCUGGUGCCCCUGGUAAGGAUGGCACUCAUGGACGUGGACAGCCUGGAUUGCCCGGACCCGCUGGCGCGCCAGGUGCGCCAGGAAACGCUGGACCUAACGGACAGCCAGGACAGGAUGGUGCUCCUGGACCUCAGGGUCCUCCUGGACAACCUGGCGCCCCUGGACUGCCAGGUGGUGAUGGCCGCCCAGGAACCCCAGGAGGCCCUGGUCUGCCAGGACACGACGCCGCAUAUUGCCCGUGCCCACCUAGAUCGGCUGUGUUCGUGUCACGAUUCACACACUAA
Molecule: messenger RNA, 897 nt
Organism: Angiostrongylus costaricensis
Lineage: Eukaryota; Metazoa; Nematoda; Chromadorea; Rhabditida; Metastrongylidae
Source: the annotation of a GenBank genome assembly